AGGAUCGCUUACAGAUCGUGCGUCCUACUUUUUGUACUUCUCGCAGCAUAGUGCGUCUGUUGGUUUUUAUCUAGACCCCAGAGCCUCAUAAUCGGACUAGUUUACAGUCGUGCGGCGCAUGGAUUACAGUGAUCAUUAUGCAGCGAGUCUGGCGGAGUAAUCUACAGUUGUUAAGGUACUGACAGCAAGUGUCGACAGCUCACCAAACUGUAAAUUCAGUUCUUCUACAAAUUAAUAGCUGGUGUCUUUUCUGCGCUCAUCCAGAAUCACAAGCAAGCAAGGAAUAGACCAAGACCAUGGAAAGGAAAAGUUUACCUGUCAAGCGUAUUCUCAACAAGCCCCAGAUAUUCCGCAGCGAUCAUCGCCCUGAUGUGAAUACCAAUAACUCCAGAGGUGGACGAUCCCCCCAGACCAAAGCCCAACGGAGUCGGCACAAGCAUCUCUAUGACACAAACCAUCAGAUCAGGCCUAAGCCUGAUUUAAACACAACACUACCAGUUCGACAGACAGCAUCUAUCUUCAAACAGCCUGUGACCAAGGUAACAAACCACCCCAACAACAAAGUCAAGACCGACCCUCAGAAAGCAGUGGAUCAACCAAAACAAUUGUUCUGGGAGAGGAAGUUGAGUGGGUUAAAUGCAUUCGAUAUAGCAGAAGAGCUGGUGAAAACCAUGGAUCUUCCCAAAGGCCUACAGGGUGUUGGGCCGGCAUGCUCAGACAAAACCCUGCUCUCUGCCAUUGCCAGUGCCCUGCACACCAACCCAGCUCCCAUCACCGGGCAGCUCACGUCUGCUGUGGAGAAAAACCCCGGAGUGUGGCUGAACACGGCUCAGCCGCUCUGCAAAGCCUUCGUGGUGACUGAUGAUGACAUCAGGAAGCAGGAGGACCUGGUACAGAAUGUGAGGCAACGGCUCGAGGAGGCCCUGAUGGCGGAUUCUUUGGCUUACAUGGAGGACGCCGCUGUCGACGCUGCAGAUGACAAAGCCGAGAAAAAGGAUGAGCAGCUGGAAAAGGAGGAAUUAUAGCUGAGGAGGUGUGCGGAACAUGAAGUGUGCUGGUAAACUCUUCCAGAUAUUUAAAUAAAGGUUCCAUUUUACAUUCAAAUGCUGAUUAAAAAGGACUUUAAAAUGAGACUUUCUGGAGACUUUUCUAACAUAAACAAAGACCGUAGUCUUUAUUGUUAUAUAUUUUUACACUUGCUAGUGUAAUCCUUAAAGGGUGCUUUUAAGUUUCACUUUUUAUUUUACCUCUGCUAACGUAAGGCAGCUGUGGAAGGUGCUCAGUACAAUGCAGUGUUACAGUUAGUUACCAGCUGUUCAAGCUCAAUACUGAAGAUGCAAACCUCACAUGCGUGAAUGAGUGUUGUCAUGUUUAUGUUUGUUGUGUGUUUUAUACUUCUGUUCUCCCAGAUUGUGUUGCUUUUUAUUUACUGACACUGUUCGUAGUUGUGUCACAUGGAGUGUGUUUGAACACAAGCUGCAGUAUUUCUAUAUGAACACGGCAAUUACGUGGCUGUGGAUAAACAUCUCGGUUUUACAGUUCAUUUACAAUAAUUUGAGUUUACAAAGCUUGAGUCUUCAUAUUUGUGUUGUUCUAAUUUGCCAACUACAUUUGAGUUUUAACUUUAACAUUAACGUAUCUGUAACCUCAGACAAUAACAAAUGCUGUACUUCUUUACAUAUGAUGUUUGUGUACCACUGUUACUGUAAAAUAAACAAAUUCCCUUUAUAA
This is a messenger RNA of Nothobranchius furzeri (turquoise killifish), 1731 nucleotides long. Its product is annotated as methyl-CpG-binding domain protein 3. Gene Ontology annotation, biological process: DNA methylation-dependent constitutive heterochromatin formation; negative regulation of transcription by RNA polymerase II. Lineage: Eukaryota; Metazoa; Chordata; Actinopteri; Cyprinodontiformes; Nothobranchiidae. Gene Ontology annotation, molecular function: methyl-CpG binding. Gene Ontology annotation, cellular component: nucleus. The record is from RefSeq and is a predicted model, not a curated record.